Molecule: messenger RNA, 5070 nt
Organism: Elaeis guineensis (African oil palm)
Lineage: Eukaryota; Viridiplantae; Streptophyta; Magnoliopsida; Arecales; Arecaceae
Source: RefSeq, a predicted model, not a curated record
GUUAGCUUUCCUCCCCCAGCAUGGAGACCACGGGGAAGAUACCCAGCGGCCCGCGUCGACUCCGAGACUUCUUAUACCACCCCAUUUCCUACUCCUACUUAAUCUACAACAGCAGCGGUACCACCAACUCCGACCACUCUUCAAAUUCCUCCCACUUUAUCCUCUCUUUUCUCCGUCUCCCUACUCUUAUUUUUAUCCCCCUUUCCAUGUCUCCCCGCUCUUCGUCAUCGCCGCAGCCGAAGACGGCGCCAAGAAAUCGAUUUCCCAAAACCCUUGCUUUCUCCUUCUCUCUCUUCACGACCUUUUCUUGUUUUCCUCUUUUGAUCGCACUUAAUUCAUCGUGAAGUCCGUCGACUCGGUGUUUCGAUCUCAGUUGUGGAAUUUCGCGAGCUAGGGAUAGUGGAUCAUCGGAGGCCGACGGGUGGAGCUAUGGAGGACAAUGUGGGGAUACCGGAGGAUCUGAGGUGCAAGAGGUCGGACGGGAAGCAGUGGCGAUGCAGCGCGCUAUCGAUGCCAGAUAAAACUGUGUGUGAGAAGCACUACAUCCAGGCAAAGAAGAGGGCGGCCAACUCUGCUCUGAGGGCCAGCCUGAAGAAGGCCAAGAGGAAGUCUCUUGAGGAUGCGGAUGUCUAUUUGGAGAGCAAGCAUGAAGGGAGGGAGGUCUCGAGGUCCAUGUCUCCCAUGAAUCCCGGCAGUGGGGAGUUUUCUGGUUCGGGAGGUUCUAUGAAGAAGUACAAGGAGAGGGUGCCCAAAGGUCAGGCCCCGUACUCGUCCGAGACGAUGUCAGUGAGGGGUUCUUUCGCUCGUGGUGGUUCUUUGAGACGUAGCGAGGACCUGCAGAGAGAUACCCUUCAGGCCGAUGAGAAUCGGUUCAGGUCUAUAUACAACACCCCUCCAUCAAGUAAAGAGGCGAAGAACUUCAGUGGGAUUGGUCCAGGGGAGUACUCAGGGAAAAGUUCUGAUUCAUCUGGUGGAGCCGAGGGGCUAACUUGCCAUCAGUGCAGGAGGAAUGACAGGGCAGAUGUGGUCUGGUGUACUAGUUGUGAUCGAAGAGGAUACUGUGAUAACUGCAUUUCAAGAUGGUAUGCUGAGAUUCCAAUGGAGGACAUUCGAAGGGUUUGCCCAGCAUGUCGUGGUAUUUGCAAUUGCAAAGUUUGCUUGCGUGGAGAUAAUUUAAUUAAGGCUAAGAUACAGGAAAUUGCUCCCGUUGACAAGUUGAGAUAUCUUCACACACUUUUGGCUUUUGUACUUCCUGCGCUUAAGCAGAUUUAUGCUGAGCAGUGCUUCGAAAUAGGGGUCGAGACAAGAGUAUAUGGACAAAAAGCAGAUAUUCCGAGGGCAAACAUAAAUGCAGAUGAGCAGAUGUGCUGUGAUUUCUGCAAAAUACCUAUUUUUGAUUAUCAUCGACAUUGUACAAAAUGUUUCUAUGAUCUUUGUCUCACCUGUUGUCGGGAUCUCCGACAAGCACCUGUGGUUAACAUGAGAGGACAGUCCACGGAGGGUCGGGUUUCUGAGAGAAGCAAAGAUGUUGUUGCUCCAAAUAAGGAUAAAUCUCAGUUACACUCAGAAGACAAGAAUCCCAUUGAUUUUGCGCAUCUAUUUCCUAAGUGGAAAGCCAACAGCGAUGGAAGCAUCCAAUGCGGACCUAUUGAGGCCAACGGCUGUGGUUCCUCAAAAUUAAUUUUAAGGCGUAUUUUUAAGAUUAACUGGGUAGUGAAGCUUCUUAAAAAUGCCGAGGAAAUGGUUAAUGGGUGUAAAGUAUCUGAUCCAGGCAGCAUAGAUAAAUGUCUUUCGUGUAUGGGGAGCAAGACUUCUCUGUCAGGUAGGUCAAGUGAGUCACUUCUCCGCCAGUGCUCUAACAGAUAUGAUAGUGGCCUCUUUUACCACCCUGUUUUGGAGGAUUUGAAACAGGAGGGUAUUGCCCAUUUUCAUAAACACUGGGCCAAGGGUGAACCAGUUAUUGUUAAGCAUGUGUUUGAGCAUUCAUUGGCUUCAAGCUGGGACCCAUUGAGUAUUUGGAGAGGGAUUCAAGAGACAACAGAUGAGAGACUGAAUGAGAACAUAAUCGUCAAGGCUGUGGAUUGUUUGAACCACUCAGAGGUUGAUAUUGAACUAAAUCAGUUCAUCAAAGGGUAUUCAGAGGGACGCAAGCAUGAAGAUGGUUGGCCACAAAUGUUGAAAUUAAAGGACUGGCCACCUCCUAGCACUCUGGAAGAGUUUUUAUUGUGCCACAGACCUGAAUUUCUUGUUAAUUUCCCAUUAGUUGAGUUCAUUCAUUCCAAGUGGGGAAUUCUAAAUCUGGUUGCUAAGCUGCCGCAUGAUACCCUGCAGACUGAAGUAGCACCUAAGCUAUUUAUUGCUUAUGGGACACAUGAAGAGCUUGGUAGAGGUGAUUCUGUGGCCAAUCUUCAGAUUAAUAUGGUUGACCAGGUUUAUUUAUUGAUGCACACAGCUGAAGUGAACAAUCAAACUUUUAAGAAGUCUGAAAUGGAUAAAAAUGAGAAAACUUUUAAGGAGUUUGAUGCAAAAAGGUCGCUUGGGAAUGCCAACAUAGCCCAUUCUAAUAUGAAUGUAGAUGAGAGGACAGCACCACUUGAUCUGACACAGAGAGAACAUGGUAAAGAAAAGGAAUGUAGUUCCGGCUUGAAAUUUAAGGAAGACAAUACUAUGGAAAAUCUACACCGGCAUUCUGAAAUGGCUUCCUUAGAAACGAAGGAACUUGAUUCAUCCCACUCAGCCAGGGAAAUUGUGGGUAGCCCAGAAAAAGGUAGUGCUGGAGCUAUUUGGGAUGUUUUCCUCAGGCAGGAUGUUCCAAAGUUGAAUGAGUAUUUGAAAGUACAUGGGAAGGAAUUUACAGUUGCUGGUCAGCCAUAUAAUUCGGUCAUGCAUCCUGUUUAUGAUCAAGUCGUAUUCCUCAAUGACAAACACAAAAGAACUCUGAACGAUGAAUAUGGAAUAGAGCCAUGGACGUUUAAACAGCAUGUUGGAGAGGCUGUUUUUAUUCCCACUGGAUGUCCUUUUCAAGUGAGGAAUCUACAGGGGUUGAUUGAAGGCUACUAUGUCAGAGAUUGUGGAGGACAUGUUAGGAAGAGGGAGCAAAAAAAGGGAAAGAAAAAGAAAAUCAAGGAGAAAAGAUUAAUAAGAAGAAUUUCUGGGAAGAAGCAAGGUGAGACCUUAUACAGAUUAAGCAUCUCCGGGUGCCUACAGUUAUGUCUUGAGAAAUUGUGGAAGAUAGUGGCUAUGUUAAUGAUCUGAGGAAAUCUGGGGAUCUAUUGGUGUGAUCCAUGAGUCUUUUUUUCCUUCCUCUUCUAGUGAUGUUUUACAGAUGUGGUAAGACUUGAAUAUGAUAUGCAGCAUGAUCUUUUCUGUGAGAUUUCUAGUCAUGGUCCUGCUGAUUGAUGUUAACUUCAAUUGAUGUUAACAUCAGGGAAGGCAAUCAUUAAAAUUUGUUUACUUUGUUGGUAUUAAUUGGAGAGAGCUUCAAUUUUAGGAGAUCAAAUUUUUCUUUCAGUUUAAGAAGUCAGUUGGAUUUGAUAUCUUGGUGGUUGAUCCUAUCGAAAAGGGGAAGAGGCAGGCUGGGAAAACUGAUUGGUGCUUUUCUUUGAGAAGAAGAAGAAUAAGAAGACUAUUUCCCCCUCACCUUGUCAUUUUUUUGAGUGUGUUUCUUUCCUCUGACUUCCAUCUUUAUUUCUUUAUCUACUGUUGUUCUCCUUAUGUUAUUUAUAUCUUCAUUUCCAUAAUUGAUCAGUCUCUAAGCCCAUAUAGUUAUCUAGAGCUAUCCUUUAACCCUCAGUUGGGUGUGAGACCAUCCUUCAUUCGCGAGCCCAAACCCUGGAUUGAAUUGAAAUAUUUCCUUUUACUUUCUUAUCUUCUAAGAAACUUACCUGAAAUAACUUUCUAAACUCAGUAGAAUCUAUCCUUGGCCUGCAAACUCCUAAUCCAUAACUCCUUGAACCUAGCUAGGCAACUAAUCUCCAUAUUGAUCUCCAUUUUCCUCAUCUUGCAUCCUAUCAUCAGGAGUUUACAUCCUUAUAUACAGCUUGGCUUACUUUGGAGCCAAAUAUAUUUGUAAUCCUUACGAUGUUGAGCCCACUUAUUAUUUGCAUUUAUUACACACCUAAGUUGAGAACUGCAGUAAUGUCUCUUGGAAGUAGUUAAAGUUAUAAUGGAUCUUAUCGACAUCUAUUUCAAUGAGUUAAACUUUUGAAGAGUUUCAUCUCAUGAAAAACACUUAUCGCCGAGAUGAUAAGAUCCAUACUAAUUCUUGUUGAUGCAAAGUGGUGCAUUCUGAUGUGAGCAUGAACCUGCCUCAUAUAUCUUUGACCAUAUUGGCUACAUGCUGGUGCUGUAGUCCUUGAAAUCUCUUUGAUUGUGUGAGAGAGAUGAGUGUGAAAGGGCAAAGCCCCUGAGAUCACAAGGAUUGGGGGUUUAGCAUAGAACUUUCUGCUAGGGAGAGGGGAGAAAAUAAUUUUCUUUUGGUAGCCAGACACCUCCCCUGACCUUUUGCAGUUCUGAUAUAUUCUUUCAAAAACUUCAUAUCACUUGGGACUGCAUUGUAAUGAUCUCUCAUGAGUUCAAACAUCAGUGAAGCUUUAAUGAAUGGAUGAAGUGUUUAUGGACAAUAUUGAAAAUGGAUAGAGUUGAUUAUCAGUUGGGAGCUUCCCCAUUGACGUAACAUAUUUAAAUCCAUUUUGGAAAUGGAUAGAAUUGAUUAUUGGUUGGGGAGACCAAACUUUAUACUGGCUAUGGAGUGUCAUAGUUUAGUUCUUAGUGUUGCUUUUGGUUUGCAAAUCACACUUCCAUUUCUUGCUAUUCAAUCUAUUUAUAUUGUCAGAAAUGCAUCUGAUUUUAUCACACAACUACAAGCAGAAACCUCUCCAGCUUCAUUAACUUCGUUGUAGUUAUUAUAUUGAGCUACAAAUAGUAGUUCUUUGUUCCCGACCAUAGAAGCCCUCUGCUUUGAAGAAACCUGGCCAAGCAGCGAUAGGGUUGAGAAGGAGAUGUUGCAUGCUUUCAAAUAUUUGAAAUAUAUAAAUUUAUUUUAAAUGUUUAUUAUAAAAGAUUCAUUUC